Megachile rotundata (alfalfa leafcutting bee) is the source of this 1356-nucleotide messenger RNA. Its product is annotated as EARP and GARP complex-interacting protein 1. Gene Ontology annotation, molecular function: protein binding. Gene Ontology annotation, biological process: protein ubiquitination. The record is from RefSeq and is a predicted model, not a curated record. NCBI's taxonomy places the organism in Eukaryota, Metazoa, Arthropoda, Insecta, Hymenoptera, Megachilidae.
UAAUUUGUUAGUGCCCUCUAGCGUUAGUUUGUUUCUUGAGGGCAUUUAAAUACAAAAUGCAUAUGCGUAGGACAUCUAUAAUAUCACUACUAUAAGUUGUUUUGACAGAUCAUAUAGUUAGGUUAGAUUGUAUUAUAAGUAAACAGUUAUUUUAUGUAUCAUAAAAGAAAAAUUGUAUAAAAAAAAUGGAAAACGAUAGCCCUGUAAUAUAUGGACUUGAAUUUCAAACAAGGGCAUUAUCAGCUCAAGCAGCUGAAACAGAUGUUGUCAGAUUUUUAGUAGGAACACAAUCUUUAAAAUUUAAUAAUAAUCAAGUUCAUUUGGUAGAACUGAAUGAAGAAACAGGUGGUUUAAAGACACAGGUGUUUCAUCAUCCUAUUGGUGAAAUAUGGUCUUUACAAGCAUCUCCAACAGAACCUAAUAUAUUUAUUACUUGUUAUAAUAGUUUAAGUGAUGAUGGUUCUUGUCAAAUGAAAGGAGCACUUUGGAAAUUGCCAGAAUUAAAAGAAUAUACAAAUGAUGUCGAAAACCUUAGUAAAUUAGCAGAAAUUGAUACAACACCAUAUGGAACAGAUCUUAAAACUAUUGCUUAUCAUCCUAUGGAUUCAACAAAAGUUGUGUCAGUUGUAGAUAAUAAAUUUGUAUUGUGGGAUUUAGCUGAAAAUGGGCCACAGGUUGUUACUUCUGGCACAUUAGCUGGUAAAAGUCAACCACGUUUCACAAAUGGAAAAUGGAAUCCUCACAAUGGUUGUAAUCAAUUUGUUACUUUAAAUGAAAAUAAUGUUCGUGGAUGGGAUUUCAGAAAUCCUUCUGAAGCAUCUUGGACAAUUUUAUCUGCUCAUUCUCAAAUAAUCAGAGAUUUAGAUUUUAAUGCAAACCGUCAGUACUUUUUAUCUACAUGUGGAGAUGAUGGCUACAUGAAAUUUUGGGACAUUCGAACACCUACAGAACCAGUAUUGUCUCGUAUGGAACAUUCACAUUGGGUGUGGAAUAUUAGAAUUAAUCGAUUUCAUGAUCAGCUAGUAUUAACCUCCAGUAGUGACUCAAGAGUAAUAUUAUGUAGCAUUGCAUCAAUUUCUUCAGAACCAUUUGGACACAUAGUUUCUGCUGAAGAUGAUUGUACACAAAAUGAUUAUAGUUGCAAAAAAGACAAGCUUGAAGAUGGGGUUGUCGGUAGAUAUGAAGAACAUGAAGAUAGUGUUUAUGCAGUUGAAUGGUCAUCCGCGGAUCCUUGGACGUUUGCAUCAUUAAGUUAUGAUGGACGAUUAGUUCUUAACAAAGUUCCCAGGAAAUACAAGUACCAAAUAUUACUUUAAACGAAAUAUUUGUAUAAAGAUAAAUAAAUUUUAUAGAUGU